This is a messenger RNA of Tigriopus californicus, 1452 nucleotides long. RefSeq names its product 1-acyl-sn-glycerol-3-phosphate acyltransferase alpha-like. Bases 350 to 1168 code for a protein of 272 amino acids. Gene Ontology annotation, biological process: phosphatidic acid biosynthetic process. Gene Ontology annotation, molecular function: 1-acylglycerol-3-phosphate O-acyltransferase activity. The record is from RefSeq and is a predicted model, not a curated record. The transcript has 2 exons. Gene Ontology annotation, cellular component: endoplasmic reticulum; membrane. Lineage: Eukaryota; Metazoa; Arthropoda; Copepoda; Harpacticoida; Harpacticidae.
AACAUGAGUGCGCUUCAGUGGAUAUGCUGACUCGAGGGAGAUUGAACGAAUCAGUAGAGCUUUUAACCGUGGUCAGAUGCUCAGCAUCCUAUUUCCUGUGAAUACAAUUUAUAUCUGAAUUAUUUACUCGAAGCAGGUUGCCUUCCAAGGUUCCACCAAGCAGAUCCUGCAUGCAGCAACAGUUGUGUCUGCAUCUUCGAGUGUCUCAUUGAUUGUGACGUCAUUCCGCUCAACAACAUCGUCCGUGACUGUGAAGUUGCAUGGGACACUCCUUGAAAGUCCGGAUUGCGUUGAAAUAGAACAUGGUCCAAGUUGAGAAUUGAGACAGCAAGACUCUUGAUAACCCAACAUGGAAUGGAACACGUGGUUAAACGCCUUGGCCUUCUUGGUGUUGGCCUUGAUGGUGGCUGGCAAAUUGUCACCUGUGAUCAAGUUCUACAUCAAGCAAACGUUUAUCGUGGUAAGCUUGGUCAUGACGGGAGCCUUGUCCAUACCCUAUGGACUGCUCAACUUCCGUGAUCCGCACAAGAUCCAAAAAUUCACAGCUUGGGUCCUCAAACCCGCUAGUUGGAUUUUGGGUGUGGAUUGGCAUAUCCACUUCAAGAGCCCACAUGACCAGACCAAAUCCCACAUGUUCGUGUGCAAUCAUCAGUCCGCUUUGGACGUGAUCGGAAUGCUCCAGUUGUGGCCUUUGAUAAUGCCGUGUUUCACAACGGCCAAGAAGGAGUUGAAAUAUGCAGGACCUUUCGGCCUCAUUCUCUACUUAUGCGGCACGAUCUUCGUCGACCGCAUGUCUUCGGAAAAGGGCCGGAAAGCCGUGAACGAGGCUGGUCAGAUGGCUCGGGAAACCGGCUCCUCGAUUUGGGUGUUCCCUGAGGGGACCCGCAAUCACAAACGCGAUGGCUCCAUGCUGCCUUUCAAGAAAGGAGCCUUUCACGUGGCAGUCGUGUCUCGCUUGCCCGUAGUGCCUGUCAUCAUGUCCGAAUAUGAUUUCUAUGACACGAAUCGCAAAUUCUUCCGCAGUGGCCACGCUCACAUCACGGUCUUAGAUCCCAUUCCCAUUGAGGACUACCCCGCGGAGGAUCCCACGAGUGUGGCACGAUUGCUGGAGAAAUCGCGGGAAAUCAUGCUGGAGGCCAUUGGAAAUAACAAUAAGAAGCAUCAUUGAGCAUCGCUUGGCGUGUUUGGCAUUGAAUUGGGCGGAUUCCACUGAGUGCAACUGAUUACGACAUGAAUUUGAUGACAUGAUUGGCGGGUCGAAUCUAAACACGGGUUACAUGUUUAGAAGACUUGAAAGACCGACUUUUUGAGCCAGGCCAUGCAGACAAUGACAGGACAGAGAGAAAGAAAGAAAGAAACCGAAUGAUUGCUUGUUCAUCCAUCGUCCAUCGUCGUUGCCCCCGCCCCCUUGUUGACAGAUGAAUAAACUUGGAACGUUUUUUUACCACUUAA